AUGUAUAGAUAUUAUUGACCCCACCGUUGAGAACAUCUUACAGCAAAAAUUGUGCUUCAUAAGACAUAAAAAAUCUCACUUUUUCAGAUUGCAGAUCCCGAUCAUCCAUAUGGGUAUACAAACAUGAGAUACGUAUCGUCAUUGAUAUCGGGUGUCGGAAUCUUUUGCGUGGGUUGCGGCUUAUCCUUCUAUCAUGGGGUCACUGGGAUUAUUGAUCCACAACCGUUGCACGACUUUUACUGGGCUUAUUUUGUUCUUGGUGGCGCUGUAGUGUCCGAAGGUGCAACUUUAAUGGUUGCUCUCAGCGCUAUAAGAAAAGGUGCAAAAGAAGCUAAUAUGUCGUUAUAUGAAUAUGUGAUGCGCAGCUCGGACCCCUCCGUGAACGUGGUGCUGUUCGAGGACACAGCGGCGGUGGCCGGCGUGGUGGUGGCCGGCACGUGCAUGGCCAUCUCGCAGUACACGGGCAGCCCGCUGCCCGACGCCAUCGGCUGCUUGCUCGUGGGCACGCUGCUGGGGGGCGUGGCCUCGUUCAUCAUACUCAGCAACGUGGGCGCGCUGAUUGGCAG
Messenger RNA from Zerene cesonia (dogface butterfly), 566 nucleotides. Its product is annotated as zinc transporter 9-like. Gene Ontology annotation, molecular function: monoatomic cation transmembrane transporter activity. NCBI's taxonomy places the organism in Eukaryota, Metazoa, Arthropoda, Insecta, Lepidoptera, Pieridae. Gene Ontology annotation, cellular component: membrane. The transcript has 3 exons. Gene Ontology annotation, biological process: transmembrane transport; zinc ion transport. The record is from RefSeq and is a predicted model, not a curated record. The annotation marks the transcript as partial.